Messenger RNA from Phytophthora sojae, 996 nucleotides. RefSeq lists its product as hypothetical. The transcript has a single exon. NCBI's taxonomy places the organism in Eukaryota, Oomycota, Peronosporomycetes, Peronosporales, Peronosporaceae. Bases 1 to 996 code for a protein of 331 amino acids. The record is from RefSeq and is a predicted model, not a curated record.
AUGCGCGCUGCAACAGCCAGAUCUGGAGCAGAGCGUGAGUAUGUAGCGGUCUCCUUCUUCAGCGACGUCUUCGAGCGAACCGAUCGUGACGAGUCUCCAGCGCCUAUCUUUGGGAAUACCUCACCAACAAAAAGUGCACAACCAUCUCCGGCUCACGAGCGAGCUCUCGUCCGAGUAGUGGUCCAUCUCUUCCUGCGUGCUGUGUCUUCUUGUUCAGUUGAAAGACUUCUGCGCCCAGCCGUCAGCAACAACAUGACAAGUAACGAGGAGCUCCAAGAGCAGUUCACCUCGCUCGUGCCAGCGUUGUACGAUGUUCUUGACGAGAUGUUUCGCGAGUCCAUGGGUAAUACCAGCGACCCAACACCAGGGGGCCAGGACGCGUGCUUGUCCGCUCUGGUUGAUACCAUUCUGUCGCUUGUGUAUAAUCGAGGUCGGUUUGGUAUCAUUCGCCUAGAAGUCUCAGCUCUACUGGAUCAUCAUCAAUCGCCUGAAUCGCUGAAAAGGACUUUGGAGGGUUGGUUCCAGGCGUACACAGCUCAGGCUCGGGUGUUCAUCACUUCCUCGGCGCCUGAGCCUCCUAACGGGACGCUAAACCAGCACAGUCCAUUCUGCGGUCGCUGGGUUCUCGAUCCUCAAUCGAUACAAGUUGACAGCCUCUCGUCGAAUCAAGUACAGCGCGUUAUCCAAAGUUUUCGAUUCACUGACGUCGCUCAACUCGCCCGAGAGUUCGGCUGCAUCGAUGUGGAAUUGGAUACUGACACCGCGACGCCGAGGCUGUGUCUCCUCUCAGCUCUUUCGUUCGCUAAUGAUAAUACCGAGGCACGAACGUCGAUGCUCCUGGACGGCCGACUGCGCGUCUUCCGCGCUCUACCCAGUGGCUUGUCGUCCAUGAUCCCGACGGCCGGAGGAUGGUUGAUCGGAGACUACGUUGGGACGUUGUCAGACGAUGCGCUGUCGUUGAACAUAGACCUCUUUGCGUUCGCGGAGGGGGACUGA